AUCCACAGAUUGCAGACACGCGUGUCCCUGCUGUCUCUGCUGCUGAAUGCUGAGGUGUGCCGAGAGGCGACUUAACCUGCCACCUGACCAUUUUCCCGCCUCUGCUAUUUGAAGAAAAGAUGUCACAAGUGUCAAGGGUUCCAUUUUCAUUUAAAGAGCCGACGGAAAUGCCCGAGCUCCUCAACUGCCCUGUACAACUUGCUAGCCGACGGCGGUUCGUAUCUUUGCACAGGCGACCCGUUCUUACUUCCAGGAGUUUCUGCGAAGUCUUGUACUUUUCUCUGCAAGCGUCGUUUCGCGUUGCCAUCUCUGACGAGCAUUCACAUGCUUCGUAGCUCUGACUCCAGUCCUUACACACCCAGUCGUCCUUCUCAAUGCGAAGUCAAAGGCGGUGCUCCACGCGCGCGCCACAAACGCUGUCCGUCUGUUCCUGCCGGGCGAGGACCUUUUUCGUCGCAGAAGCUUCCGCUCUGCCGCGCAUAUUCCCGCAAACGUCUGACAGACUGCAAUGCAGCCACGGCAGCAUCCUCCCAGUCGGACUCAGGUUGAAGUAUACUCUGAGAAGCAUUGGCCGCUCGGUGUUCCACCUUCCUUCCCCAUCUCUGCGGAGACUCCGCACGGACUGUUCCCCGGGAGAUCUGUCGCAAGGAACACGAUUUAUCGUUUUUUUCUGUGAGAGGAAGCGGGUAUGUGCUUUCAAGGGCUCCCGGACCUUCGAGACACCACCGGAACGCCCUCUCCUCUGGCUUUUCAAGAGUUCGUAUGUCUGUCCAGUUGCCGCAAUGUCAAAACACUCUCAUGCUGGGUUUUAAAUAUUACUCACCCAAAUUUUGUUCACUAAAACGCUUCGCGUUUCGGUGUAGUUGGUUCAGGGGUCGCCUCGCGGCGUUCCACCCUGUAGCGCCACCCCUAUCCGACAUUUCCACACGUUUGUUUUUCGCCGCCUUUCCCCGAGUUCUGCACACCUUGUUUGCGUCUCAUUUCAUUCGGAAAGUGACUGCUUUCCCACAGAGUCGCCGGUAGUCGCGAGAAUGUGGCCGGCUGCGGCGCCGUCGUCCUGCUCCUCUCGAGAGGGGGGGUUUGUCACCGCGUCUCCGUUGAUCUCUGGCGACUGCGGCCGAGAUGCGUGUGAAGCGCAAGCGGAUUCUUCGCCUUGGCAUUCAAACGCGAAAAGGAGAAAAAAAAGUCACUCGUCCCUGCCUCCCUUCCGCCCGACGCCCUUCACACGGGGCCGAGCCCCCGAUUCGCAUUCGCCUACUGCGGCACCUCGGUCUGCUUCUCCAGCGCAUGCGCUCUCUUCCCUGUUGUCAAGAAACGCAUUUCCACGCCACAUGCCGCCCGCAGGUCCGUCGCUCUCCUUCGGCGCAUGCGCGAUCGCUGCAGAUGCGGCGGCUCCUGCAAAGUGCUUGUCCCUCGGUUUCUCCGCGGGAUCUGGAACUUGGAGGACUCGCGGCAGUCCAGAUAACAGGGUGGACACACUGACGACGCAACAUGCCCCCUGGCUGCGCGACGUGGACACCGCAGAAAACAGUAUCGCGGACGAACUGCAUCGCGUGAGGUGCUGCGUAGCGGCUGGCGAGAGAGCUAACUGGUUCUUUUCUGAGGACCGCAGCCUGCUCUCUCUGGAAGCCGGCGACGUUGCGGACGACCCAGAGACUGCAUGCGCGUCUCCCGGGGUGCGGGGGAACAUUGCCCUCCCGUCUCUGCUCGUCAGCAAUCGAAUGCAUGGUUCCUCUCGCCUCGGAGGCGAAGCGGAAGGAAGCGUCUCUCCGGAGAGAAUGGAGAAAGCCAGUAGACGACCGACACGGACGCGCCGUGGUUUUGCGGCCUUUCUUCUGGACGCCGAGGUUCCGGCUUCGUUCCUCGACAAUCGGUGCGGACCGACAGGACGGUCGUCGGCGCUCAACUCGAGGGCUCUGGAUACGCGCUCGAUGUUCGCGGAGAGCUUCGCAGAGACAGACACCAAGGACGUGACUAGUUCCUGGACAGACGCCACCUUCCGCUGCGGUCUUCUGGGAACGCGCAGAAACGGAUCCGUGGAGCUGCGUGCACUGAACCGAGAGGCGUAUCGACGCUUCGGGGUGAGUCGCCUGUGGCCGAGCAAGCCGCGGAGAAACUUGGAUCUUCCGGACUCGGUGCUCCAUCCGUUUCCUGCGCUCCCGAUGGACUGGUCUGCAAAGAAGGGAUUCUUCGCCACGGCGCUUCUCUCGCGGCUGUACAUCGCAAACACCGACGAGUCCUGUGCGCCGGAAGGCGGCGCGCUCUGUCUCUGGGACACAGCAGUGCCCAGGGGAGUCUACGACCCUCACGCCGGGCAGUUCCUGCCUCUCGCCGCUCUGGAGGCGUCUGCGGAGUCGCCGUCUGCGUCGCAAGCCGAAGGAGACACCCGCGCGGCGGGCGUCUCGCAGCACUCCGCCUUGCCUGGGUUUUUCCGGGGGCCGCGCGGCGCGGAACGCGCGGGGAGAGAGCAGGCGAGGGAGAGCGAACCGUGCGUCAGUGAGGCGGCGUCGACGCUCUCGCAAUCCCAAGAGUGUUCUCCCUUCCCCUUCGGGGCCUCCCAAGACUUUGCGUUUCUCUCGGCUUCCGCGAGAUCCACCACCCGUCGCCACUCCCUUCUCCGCACCUCGUCCUCGGGGCCGUCCCCCGACGGCCUUCAAAGCCCACCUGCUCUUUUUCUCCCGUCAGGUUCUUCGUGUGCCUGUUCUCGACGCCCCGCAUCAGCUGGACUCUCUUCGUCUUGCUCCUGUGCUCUCGGGUCGCCGUUUCCACUCCUGCUUUCGCCCGUCCCGAGGGACGAGGAGGCAGCCGGCAGCCUCGAGGCUCUCUGUCGAGAGCGGAGAUCCCGGGGGUCUGUUCACCAGUCGGUUUUCGUGUCUCCAGGUGUCGCGACAUCCCGUACGAGCGAGGAACAGCCGGAAGGAGGCCUCGAGCGUCUUCGGCCGUCGUGGGCUCCGGCGUCCCUGCCUCCCUCCAACGCUUCUGCCACGAUUCUCCAGUCUCUCGCUGCGUUUCUCCGACCGUCGUUGUCCGUGACGUCGCCUCCGGGCCUCCCUGAACCCCCGCAAGCGUCCCCGCCGGCGGCCGCUGUCUCUGCUGCGCCUCCACUCCCUCUUCGUCUCCCCUCUCUUUCGCCCCGCGCCCUCGCUCCGCCAGCCGGUGUUCCCGCGGGAGCUCCCGCGUUCAAUCCGAUGGUCACUGCUGUGCGCUUCUCGCGGACAGACGAGGCAGUUCUCGCGGUGGGCUUCGAAAGCGGAGAAGUUGAGAUUUGGGCGCCUUUCCCAGCGACGGAGUCUCCGCUGGCGUCCAGGCCCUCGCGGCUGACGCGUCCCCUAUGCGUCUCGAGAGAGGCUGUCUCGGACCCUCGAGUGUUCGGCGCAGGUUGGAGCAGCUUGCAGCCUGUCCGUGGAAAGGCGAGUGCAGGUGCGUGCGAGAAAGAACUGCAAGGAGAGAACUCAGGCGCGAAUGCCACGGAGAGAACAGGGCGCCGCGGUGAUGCCUGUCGACAGGCGAGAGAGAACUGGAGAGCAGACGCGGGGAGAGGAAGCGAAGCGCAGGGUGCAAGAGGGCGAGUGAGAGAGGGCGGUGAGGCGAGAGAAGGGGGUGUUCCCCGCGACUUAAACAGAGGGGAGGCUACCCCAGGAGGUAGAGAUGAAGGCGGAAAGGGAGUCCGAGAUGGAGAAAGCAGCGGUUUCUCUGCGAAGCGCCCUUCGUGGAGGCCGGAAGAAAACAGCCCCGUCGUCUCGCUCACGUGGCACCCUUCGGUCCUCCUGCUUGCAUCGGGGCAUGCCAGCGGAAUUGUCAUUCUCUGGAGAUUUUGCGAGAAGACGGAGAGACCCGAGACGUCGCGGAGGUUCGAAUUUGUACAGGGAGAUCGUCCCUGGAUGCAGAGCGACGACGAAAACGCAAAUCUCCUUUUUCUCGAGAAACGCUUCCCAAGAGUGCCCUCGCACGAAGAUAAGAUCGCCACGAAUCUACAAAUGAUUCGUCUCCACGUUCUUCGUGUCGAUCUCAUCUCGUUUGCUCCAUCCUCUGUCUCCUCGUCUGUCUCUGCUUCGCUCUCUCCUCUCUCUUCUUUGUCUCCGUUUUCUUCCUGCGUGGCUUCGUGUUUGCCUGCGAUUCAAUCGCCGGCUUGGGAGCAGAGGCGAAGGUCCCCGUGCGGGUCUGAAGAAGCGCUGGAAGCGAGGCGGUGGGCUUCCGAGUCCCUCAGAGCCUUCACAUCUUGUGAAGGCUCUGAGGGAACUACGACUCCUAAGAAUCCAGGCGAAGAGGACAAAGUUUUUACCGAGUGGCCAGUCUGCAUGGCGUGGGACGGGCAGGGCGAGUGUCUGGUUAUCGGCGGGAGUCGAGGCUCUCUGACGUUCUUUGCUCUCUCGCAUCUGUGCGACUACCUCCGCAAUGUGGAUCGCUUGCAGUCUCGCUUCUCGUGGCACUUGAACGUUUUGAAGAACGGCUUCCUCGCCCUACAAAACUCCGGCCUUUCCGAUGACGCCUCUCACGCGGAGACCCCUUCACCGCUCACGCCCUCGAGGGUGGACAGCUUCUCAGACGGAGUUGAGAGAACACGCAGAAGCUCUCCGCGAGUCGAGGAGCACCAGACGAGCUCGAGAGAGGAAAAAGCUGCGACAGCAGCGGCGUCCAAAACUGUCUCGUCUCCCCUCGCUCCGAGCUCCUCUACGCAGCACGGACCGACGCGCCUCGCCGCCUCGUCGGCUGUCGCAACUUCUUCGCUGCUGAACAACCUCGAGAUUCGCGAGCAAAGGAACGGCGUAUCCAGACGAGGAGUGGGGGCAUGGAGUCCGAGCACAGAGAACAGAAGAGACUGUCUCCUCUCUGACGACGAAGCGCCUUCUCACUCGAAGUCCUCCUUCGCAGACUGCCUUCCCGGGCUCCUCGCCACGGUCAGCGACGCCUCCACGCGUACUGGCUCCUCGCCGCCAGACACUCCACAGGGUGUAUGUACACCUGGCAGAGCAGUGGUGGGAGGCGCGGGGGCCUUCGCCCUCAAGUCGUUCUCCAGGGCGUCGGAAGAGGCGAGGAAGACUGAAAAGGAGAACACGGCUGAGAAGGAGAAGAACGAGGAAUCGACGAGUGGAAAGGCGAGGAAGGAUGGAACGCAAGGAUGCGACGGAGGCGAUGAUAGAGCGAGAGGGAAAGCGAGAGAGAUGAAUGCAGAGAUGUCGAUGAGGAGCGAAGCGUGCGAGGAGAGAAACGAUGGAGCCUUCUGUCCGAGCGGAGCGGCACAGAGGCGAGGUGGAGAGACUGGUGAAGAUCGCCGACUCUCAGGAACGGAAGAAGCCGUCGAGAUCGAAAGCGAGAACUCGAAAGGACUUCUUUCUCCGAAGCUGCCGAACCUCAGAAAUCCGACAUCCUGCGAAGACGAGGGAAGUGGGGGGGACCCGGUGGAUUCGCCAGUUCUACCUGUGUUGCUCGGCCGAGAGAAAGCGACGAGAAACGUCGCCUCGGCGCGGAGCUGCGGAGCCCCCCCAGGCGCCCGGGGGACUCUUGAGUGGAGAGAGAGCAGCGAGCAGGAGAGAGUGGGCCUUCUGAAGGAAGGACGCGGGCGGGAGGCGGGGGUCGACGUUGCAGGAGAUGCGAGGCGCGAGUUCCUGGAGCAAGAGCACAGGACCUUCUCGUGCUUUCACCGGGCACACGAGUCCCUUCUGCUCUCCUUUCUGCCCGAGAGAACGCCUGGAAACGUUCGCGUCAAAGCUGGGCUGUUUGCGGCUCGCGCCGCGCCACCCUGCCUGCAUGCACGCAGGAGACGUCCCAAAGAAGCGACCGCAGAAAAAAGCAGAGAGAGACGAGACGAAGGCAGCGAGGCUCGGGACCGCCGUGGGUUCUGUCGGGAGGUCCUGGGAGUCCGAAACCUGCUGGGCCGAGCGCAUGCAGGAGGCGUCACGGCGCUCGAGUGGUGCGUCCACGACGCUUCUGUCCUCGUGACAGCAGGCGAAGAAUUUGAGGAAGGGGAGACAGAGAGCGAAGAGAAAGUCGCGAACGACAGGGACGCGGAGCGACGGCUCGCAGGCAGCAGCGUGGCUCUGUGGAGAAUCAAAGAAGGCAGGCGAUACGAGGCAGAUCUCCUCUUCGCCAUUCGUCUCGAGGGCUUGGUGACGUCGAUGCUCUGGAGUCACUUGACAGGCGAGCUUCUCAUGAGUCACGCAAGCUGCGCGAGGCCGUGGGCGCCUUCUUUGUCUUCCUAUUCUCUUCCUGCCUCCUUCGCCACUGGUUCUGCCUCUCACUCUUCUUCCCCGUCUUCUUCUGGCUACUUUGCUUCGCCUGCCCCCUUCAGCUUCUCUUCGGCGGAGGAGACAGUUCUCGCGUUCAGACGAGAACUCACGGCGUCACGCCCAAGACGGCCACCGCCUUCUUCCUCGCCUUUCUUUCCUCGACUCCCAGAGCGCGAGAGAGAAGAGCGCGAAGAGGCGGACAGCGACGACAUGGAAAUAGAGGAAGGGAGAGCAAAGAAACAUGCGUCAAAAAGCUCCGAGCGCGAGUGGAAAACAGGGAGCAGUCGGGGACGGUGGGGUGUCACAGUGUGGAGAUAUGUGACCGAGGAUGAUCGCAGCGUGUCUUCUGAGCAUUUCGAAAGAACGUCCUCCUGGCCGUCGCUUCCGCGCUUUGAAUUGAGAAGACAUUUCGACGCGAGAGUGAGAGGCUGUCGGGCGCCUCGCCUCCCCGCUCUCGUGAAGGUGGGAGAGCUGGGGACUCCGCCAUGCCUCAAGACACGCCCCGUCUCUGCGCCUCAGAGCUCCUGGCUAGCUGACGCAGCUAGCCAGAACGCGAGCCUCCACCAAGACACGCUCUUCUUCUCCAGACGUGCAGACGGUGCGGAGCCGGUAACUCGAGUCGAGUCGGCAACCACUGACAGAUACGACCUUCUCCAAGAUCAUACUGUACUCACACAAGGCCCAGUGUCGAACUCUUUGCUGUCUUCCUCUUCAGCCUCCUCAUCCUCUUCUUCUUCUCCUUCCUCUCCACCUUCGUCUUCCUUAUCCUCGUCUUCCUUAUCCUCUUCUUCGUCUUCUCUGCCUUCUUCCUCCUCUCUUCCCUCUUCGUCUUCGGAGACGGUUGCUGCGUCCGGCUCUCGGCCGUCUGAGGGCCGCGAGCAUGUUGCUGCGAGUGCGUUCGUUGAAGACCGUUUUGCGGAGCGUGACUGGCCUUUGUCCCCGAAGCAUGCGCCGACGGAGGCGCCGCUCUACCUGGAAGUCGACAACGCGAGCUGCUUGAUUCAGAGUGCAGACGGGCGCGUCGUGGCGUACUGGUCUCUGCCGACGGAGCUCAUCACCGUCUGGGAGUUGCCGCUUCCCCUCUGUGAACGUUCUGCGCAGAACGACACCGAAGAAGAGAGCGACUUCGACGAGGGAGGAAAGGAGGCGUUUGAGGCAGCAGAAACCAGCUCUGAGGAAGGGCAAGUGUCGGAAGCUGAAAGAGAGAGUUUCGUAGGCGAGGGCCGAGAAGAGCCCAGGAACGAGGAGAGAGGUGCACUGGAGAGAAGAAGUACGGAGGUCGGCAGAGAGAGGGGAGAUGGUGGACGCACUGAAGACAACAGCGGCUGUGCAGAUGCUUCACGAGCCAGGUGCUCGCUCGGAGACAGAACCGCCGGCUCUAAGAGGAUCAGACCGCAAGGCCAGAUGACCUCGGUCGAUCCCAGUUUCUCUCGAGGAGGCCCCGGGCUCGGCGAUUCGCGAUCUGAAGAGAACCGAGGCCGCAUUCUUCGCACUCCGCGCACCGUGCGUUCUCUCUGGGAGGUCGCCGCUCUCGGCAGACGAACGCAUCGGAAACUGGAGACCGACCGAGAGUGGAUGUCGACGAAGGCACAGAGGGUCGGAGAACAGGACAGAGGCAUUCGAGAGUUCUUUCAGAUCCGCAGAACCGGACAGACAGUCGCAGCCAUGCGCUGAACAGGUCUCGUGCAGAGAGAAGACGAGAAGGCUGGAGGAACUCUGUCCUUCCGAGCCUCGAAACCGACUGGCUGCUUUCCUCUGCAUGCGUCAAGAGACGAGAUUGCAUGCGCUCACCUCAAGUUGCAGGGACUGCAUGCGCGCGUCUGUGGAACUGAACAUUCAAGGCGUCAACAGACGCUUCCUGUCCUCUCAAGUCCAUCUGCCGCGGGCGGUCCCUCCUCGAGCGUGGCCAGCGAGGCUCUGCAGCGAAGGCGAAGGUGACACACGCGUCAGAGAAGAGGAAAAGCGGCGCGGCCUUUCUGAGGAGACAGUCGAAGAGAGAGGAGAGGCCGCGGACGGACGGCAACUGGAGACUGGGCGAGAGAGCGCGAUGAAGAGAGCGUCGCGCAGCUGCCGUCGAAGACGCUGAGAGUUAGAGUCACCUGGAGAGAGACGAAGGAGGGGACAGAAGAGAGUAGCACAAAAGAACGAGAAAGGGAAGACGGCCUACAGAUGUAAGAAAGAGAACAAGAGUGGAAGAAGAGGAGCGUGAGAGAUGGCAGAGGGUGUUGACACGAUGCCUCCUGUGAGGACGAACUCUUGGCCAUUCUUCAUCCCGUCAGUCGAGAGCGAAUGCCACUCAGUUUUUCAGGGAUAUUUGCUGUUUUCCCUAUGAAGACCAAGUCUGCAACAAAAAGAAACGUAUUUCUGUGUCGAAAGAAGGAGCCACUCGCGGGGAUAUUUCGUGUGAAUCUCAAUCGCGCAUGUGAAGAGUGUUUUGUGUCUUCGCCUGUCUCCUUGAAUCGCAAGCGCAAAAGGAGAAGCGAAAGAAACGCACAUGCCUGGAAAGCCCGCACGGCUGGGUUCCCCUUGCCAUUUUUUUCGACAAAAACUCUUGGCUUUUUUCCAGUUCCUUUUUUCCCUCGGAUCCUCCGAGCGAGAAAGGCGAAACAUGCACCAGCUCGCCGCUUCUCUCCGGUGUACAGGCACCUGAAAAAGAGCGGAGACAAGGGUGGAGAGAAUCCCCCUGCAAACGAGGGUGUUAUGUACAGAGGGCCGCGCCUCUCUGGCGUGAGUUGAAGGGCGUCGCGCGAGAAACAAAUGGUGCAUACGGCGGGAGCUAGACACUGGAAUAGAUACUGCAGUGUACAGACAGCUGAGAGUGCUGGCUUGCAGUGCCCUGAGUCACGCUGCUUUCACACCGGAUUAUGGUCUACGCGUGAUGUCGAAAAGUCCGCAUUUUCAACGCACUCUUCAGUUUCGUUUCGAGAGAAAAGGGAGCGAAGCGCGACAAAUUCCUCUACUCUGUGCUGUCGAGACACUCCAAAGAGAACUCACAGCCUUCCUCGAUGAGAGGCGAGAAAGAAACCAAGGUGGCAGCGUGAAUCUUCUGGGGUCGCUAUAGAUACCUUUCUCGCCAUACAUGCGAGGUUGCUGCUUCACCG
This is a messenger RNA of Toxoplasma gondii ME49, 9328 nucleotides long. RefSeq lists its product as hypothetical. The transcript is spliced from 3 exons. Gene Ontology annotation, molecular function: protein binding. NCBI's taxonomy places the organism in Eukaryota, Apicomplexa, Conoidasida, Eucoccidiorida, Sarcocystidae. The coding region runs from base 1032 to 7901 and encodes 2289 amino acids. The record is from RefSeq and is a predicted model, not a curated record.